CUACUUUCACUUUACCUUGACCUACUUUUGGUAGAGACUUGGAUAACUGACUAAAAUGAAUGCAAAGCUCACCACUGCCAUAGAGGUUUACAAGCGACUGGUUUCCCACCCAGAGCCGGUGGUAGCCUGGUUCUCUUACAAUGGCAUACAGAGCCAGAUUGUGGUUAACUCGGUCUGGAACCAGAGUGACCUUGACAGAUUGGAGAAGGUCAAGUUCACAAAAAGUUACCUCGUCAAUGAAAGCAGUCCUGCCAAGUUUGAAGUAAUUCACAGGAAGAUUUCUACAACAGAUAGUAAUAUUAUGUAUAAUGAAGAAGCCCCCUCAGGGAAAUUUAAUGCCAUAGUCCGCAAAUUCACGCCAAAAAAAGGAGGAGAGGAAAAACAAUUCAUUGAGAUUUGGAAUCACUGCAAAAAGAUAAAACAGUUUGACAUUCUAGGCAAAGAGAAACAUGGGAAGAUUUGCACCAAGGAUGGACAGUUUGGGUGUCUACACUGGUCUCAAGAUGAAACAAAGCUAUUGUAUGUAUCAGAGAGAAAGACUCCCAAGACCGUGUCUUUCUUUGAUUCCAAGAAAGGAGAGGGAGAUAAAUCUGAAGAGGAACUUCCUGUCAGGGGUCGUGAACAUGAUUUUAAACAGGACUGGGGGGAACAGCUGGUAGGAAAACACAAGCUGGCAUUAAAUGUCCUGGACCUAGACAGUGGAGAUAUAAAUACACUGGACACCCUUCCUGAUGAUCUCACUGUUGGACAGGCCAUUUGGACUCCAGAUGAUGGGAUUGUAUUUGUGGGAUGGAAGCAUGACCCAUACAGACUGGGACUGACCUAUUGUCCAAUCAGACAGUCAGCAAUAUAUCUUUGGGAUUCCAAAAAAUCAUCCAUAAAGCAGUUGAGUGAAGAGGGCAGGGCUAGCUGGUUACCAAGGUUAAGUCUGGACGGGUCUAAGUUGAUUUACCUUGACAAUGAUGUAGGAGGGCCACACUACCAGUGUUCUAGGCUGAUGAUGUAUGAUAUGAAGUCAGGAAAACUAGCUGUACUGGUGGAUGUUGUUAAAGAUCCUAAAGGGGAGGAAUUUCCUGGUAUUUACAGUAUGUCAUUACCUCAGCGGUGUUGGGCCCCUGAUGGAAAACGCGUCAUCUUUAACAGUGUAUGGAGAAGUGAAGUGGGAAUCCUGGUGGUAGACACAGAGACAAGGAAAGUGACCCCCAUUCUCUCUAAAUCUCAUGGCUGCCUGAAGGUCACUGAUAUAUUCCAAGACAGGAUGCUAGUAAUGCAGUCCAGUAUAAACCAGUUACCAUACUUUAGUAUAUGCAGACUUCCAGAAAGUGGUCAGGAAUCCUCAGCUGUGUUCCAUCCUCUGGAUGACCCAGAGCCAACUUUAGACAUCAACUUUGAAAUUCUAAAAUUCCAACCAACACAUCGACCCCAUCCUAAGUUUGGUACACAUGAAUAUGAGGCAAUUCUAGUCACACCAAAAACCAACAAAGAAAAACACCCAUUGAUUGUAUUUCCACAUGGGGGACCUCACUCAGUCUUCACAACAGAUUUCCUCCUUCUGCCUGCAGUCUUUACACUUUGUGGAUUCGCAAUGGUUAAAAUUAACUACAGAGGUUCUAUCGGCUAUGGAGAUGACAGUCUGCGGUCUUUACCUAGCAAUGUGGGAGACAUGGAUGUCAAAGAUUGUCAGGAUGUUGCUGAGAGUGUUGUCAAAUUAGAUCAAAUAGACAAGAACAAGGUGGCUGUGUUUGGUGGAUCUCAUGGAGGAUUUCUAACAACACAUUUGAUUGGUCAAUAUCCAAGUUUUUACAAGGCAGCAUGUUGUAGGAAUCCGGUGACAGACAUAGCAGGCAUGUUGGCCACAACAGAUAUUCCAGAUUGGUGCUAUACAGAGAGUGGAUAUGAAUUCAAACAUGAUGCUUUACCAACAGGAGAGAGACUCACUGAAAUGUGGAACAAGUCGCCAUUACAAUAUGUUGAUAAGGUAGAGGCUCCACUAUUAAUUAUGCUGGGGUUGGAUGAUGCCAGAGUCCCUCCUAAGCAGGGUGAGCAGUACUAUAAGCAACUGAGAGCCAGGAACAAAAAGGCCAGGUUGAUUGGCUACAAAGACAACUGUCAUCCUAUUGAUACAGUAGAGGCUGCAGCAGAUUCCUGUAUGAAUAUCCUGGAUUGGUUCUGGCAACACUUGGAUUAAGUCGGAAGCUGGCAACUUAAUUAAGUGUGAUACCAGCAGAUAUUUCAAAUACUUUGUUCAC
Messenger RNA from Saccostrea cuccullata (small rock oyster), 2249 nucleotides. RefSeq names its product acylamino-acid-releasing enzyme-like. Lineage: Eukaryota; Metazoa; Mollusca; Bivalvia; Ostreida; Ostreidae. Gene Ontology annotation, molecular function: serine-type endopeptidase activity. The transcript has 23 exons. The record is from RefSeq and is a predicted model, not a curated record. Gene Ontology annotation, biological process: proteolysis. The coding region runs from base 56 to 2188 and encodes 710 amino acids.